ACCAAUCGCGGGCUGCCACGUGUUAUGGGAUCCGCGAAACAGUGAUGAACUCGUCAGACACAGGUUCACUAGGAAAAGCUGGAGAGAUGCAGGUUCUAUCACUGUACAUUAUUUUAAUAUAUUUUUUUUGGGAAUCUUUGUGAACCCCUUAUAAAUUUAGUAAUAGGGAUGCUCUUAGAUCAUAAUAGCACGUCAAGUUUUCUAUAACUGAUUUACCAAACUAUGUAUUGUGUGAGUGACAUUGUUGAGAACGUAAGAAAACUGGCUUCAUAGCUAAGAUCAGGUUAAUUAUAUUAGAAAAUACUCAUAGAAUAUCUCAUCAAUAAAAAAUAGAAUUAAAUUGAAAAAGAAAGAAAAAUGGAAAUUUCAAAUAAAAUACUUUGAAAACUUCUUAAGAAACUUUCAUCACAUAUAUUUGCUUGUGAUCGGUUUUAUAUUUAAAUGUCAACUUUAUUAUAUAACUAAAUUCUAUGAAAAUGUCAUUAUUAUUUGGAAAAUAGCAUGUCAAAGUCUUGCAUUAAACUAACUUACGUGUACAAUACAUGAGUGAUACUGUUUUUUUUAAUACUACAUGAGUGAUACUGUUGAAAACUACAAUUUCUUUACAAUUUAUUUUGAGAUGCUUUAACAAUAUAUAUAUGUAAAACAUAACAAAAAAAAGGGUAAUACAUCAGAUUAAUGUAAUUAUGUAAAGCUUAUAUAUCUAAAAUAAUUAUCCGAAUUUUUGCUAAUCCAGGUUGGAAAUCUAACUUUGGGUAUUUUGGAACUCUUAAGAAAUAUAUUUUUGAAUAAUUUGAGUAUAUUUAUUUUUAUAGUUUUAAGAAUAAACAAAAACAGCAGGUAAUUCCAAUAUUAUUCUUUUGGCGGAUUAGCUGAAAAUAAAUAAAUCGUUCAAAAUCUAUAGUUUAGUUUAACAUAUACAAUGCAUCUUUGACAGCCGACAAUUAGUAAAAUUAGUAAGCAUCAGGAACACAAUGUAAAAUAUAAGCCCGAUUAGGCCCACAAAAGGCCCAAAAUCUCAAUAAUACUCUUUCUCCCUAUUUACUUUAACCAGCCCAUAUAAAUGCUCAAAACGCGCUUCCUUGGUGAUCGCUGUGUGUUUAGACGUCGUAGCUGCGGUGACCACUGCGGCGUCGGUUUAGUGCAACCAACAUCGGUUAGGUUUGGUCUGGUUCGGCGUCGAGAGGACACAACCGACUGAAAAAAAUUCGGCUUGUUAGAGAAGCAAAAAGACACCGCCUUUCCCGUCUCGAGGCGGAGGAAAAACCCUACGAUCUCUCCUCGACCACCGUCUGAGUAUUAAUUAGAAGAUUCGAUAUCUCGAUUCGAAUAAUGAAAUAGAGGUUUCUUGAAAGAUGUUCGAAGGGCUUGUGCAAAAGCUUUUGUUGGGGUACUUAGGUCGCUACAUCAAAGACAUUCAGAGAGAGCAGCUCAAGAUCACUGUUUGGAAUGAGGAAGUCUUGUUGGAGAACGUGGAGCUGAUUCUUGAAGCGUUUGACUAUUUGCAGCUGCCUAUUGCUCUUAAGCAAGGACGUGUUGGGAAAUUGAGUAUUAAGAUUCCAUGGAAGAAGAUUGGCUGGGAGCCUAUCAUCAUUAAACUUGAAGAUGUCUUUAUAAGCGCAACACAACGCAGUGAUCAAGAGUGGAGUUCAGAUGUGGUUGAGAAAAGAGAGUUUGCUGGCAAGAAAGCUAAGCUUGCUGCUGCAGAACUGGCGAAAUUGUCCAAGCGUGUCUUUGACAGUCCAGCAGGGAAUUAUGUUACGUCAUAUAUUGCAGCUAAGGUUCUUGAUAGUAUUCAACUGUCCAUCAAAAACUUUCACAUCGUGUACUCUGAUGCACAAUAUGAAUCGGAACAAGUUGUAUUAGGAUUGCGGUUUUCAAGUUUGACAGUUUCGAAGCAAAACCCCAUUGGAAAACCCGUUGGUAGGAUGAGAGGGGGGCAAGUGAAUAAACGUGUGGAGGUUGAAGCUUUGGAAAUUUAUUGCGACAAGUAUGAAGGAGACAUGGACUUUCUAAGUGUUGAUAAAAAAGGAGAUUUUGACAAGUGGUGCCAAGCGAAAGUGCUAAGCGAUGAAUUUGGUUAUUUAUUGAAGCCAGUCCAUGUUUGUGUAACACUAUCGGUCAAUCGAUCUGGAGAGCUUUAUGAUGAUCUACCUCAGUAUUCUAUCAGCGCUAAGUUGACUGAUGUGGCCAUGACUCUGAAUGAAUUUCAGUUGCAGCAGAUUCUUAUACUGUUAGAUUACUUACAAACCAGCCAAUUGCGUGAGAGGUAUGGGCGGUAUCGCCCCUGCUCCAGUUCCUUAUCGAGGAAACCACCAGAGUGGCAGAGACUCUGGUGGCGUUAUGCCCAAAAAUCAAUUAUAUCUGAAGUACGGAAGAAACUUUGGAAAACUUCAUGGAGAUUUCUUGGACAGCGAAUGACAAUGCGAAGGAGGUAUAUAAACUAUUACAAGAUAAAGCUGGAUUUCCUUCGCAAAGAACAGUCAAUCGAUGAGGAAAUUCUUUUGGGGCUGGAAGAAAUGGAGAAGAAGUCUGACAUUGAUGAUAUCUUAAGUUAUCGGUCUGCAGCAGAAGGUGAGAUGCAGAAAGCUUGUUCAGAAUUGGCUGUAAACAUGGGAGAAGUUGGUGCCACUGGCACUGAAAAGGAACAGAGUGUCUCUGAAAAGGAACAGAGUGAUGAUCCUACAUCGAAUCAGUCGCGUGGGUGGUUGAAUUGGUUGUCACGGGGAAUGCUCGGUGCCGGAGGCACAGAGGAUUCUAGUCAGUUUUCUGGUGUUGUUUCUGAUGAAAUUGUCAAGGAUAUACACGAGGCAACAAAGUUUGACCCUCUUUCUUCAUCUCCUAGAAUUAUAAGUGCAACUGGUCAGAUCUGUACGUGCUUCAUUAGACUCGACGUGCAAAAAGUUUCUGCUAUUUUGCAGCAUAUAAAUGGUCAAGCUAUAACAGAGUUGGACAUUUUGGGGGUGAUUGUUGAAUGCAAGUCUUGGAAAGAAUCUACAGCCAUCAAUGUUUCUGUUAUCUCUGGAAGGCUGGUCUAUCCUCAAAAUGGGAAAGAAAUUCUAACCAUGAAAGAGAGUGAUGAACUGGAAAUGAAACCGUCGUAUGGAGUGCGGCUAGAUUUGUCUCAAGAUCAUGAUGUUGCAUUGUCAGUAAAGGUCACCCUUCAACCACUUGAAGCCGCUUACGAUGUAGAUUUCUUUCUAUCUGUCAGCAAAUUUUUCGCUGGUUCAAGAGCCUUCAAACUUCAGCAUGAAAGAGUUCUAUCAUCACUCAAUGGCCUUGAAAAUGAAACGCGAUUGGCGGCUAAAACUGAAUACCUCUUAUCAAGCCGAAAUAAAGUGAAAUGGGACUUGGACAUAAAAGAUCUUACCAUAUGUUUCCCUGGACGAUUGGUUGAAUCAGAAAGCUAUAAUCUGGUUCUGGUAUUGGAAUCUCUGUCUAUCACAUCCAGUAGCACAGAUUUUCUUAACCCAAGUCCAAGAAUGCAGCCAGGUAUAGGGGAUGGUUUACAAAGUUCCAUUGUAGCCUUGGAUGUUUUUCAAGUCAAAGAUUUCUAUGACCAUUUUGAGAUCAACAUCUGUGACCUUGAGAUGAGACUGACGAAGAUUCAAUCUUUACAAGAACUUCCCCUUGUGGAGAAAACAUCGUUACUUAUAAAGUUAGCGUCUUGUUUAAUUCCGGAAGAGUCAGUAUUGAACCAAUUGGAGAUUGAAGCUACUCUGUCUACGAUCAAUGUACAUUUUUCUCCGUCAGUAUUUGAAGGAGUCAUGUCUGUGAUUGAAUAUCUUGAUAUUCAGGAUCGCGGAGCUCAAGAUGUUCCGCCUUACCCCGUUUCCAUCUUUCGGUUCACCAUCAAUACCAACUUGGCACUUUUCAGGUUGCACGUCAAUCUUGAAAAUGAAGGAGUAAAUAGCACAAUGCUUAUUCUUUCUUUACAACACCUUGAUCUCUGGUAUUCACUUACUAAAUUUGAAGAGUGGUCGGUCCGUAUAAAAGCAUUGGAACUGAUAGCUCGUUCCUCUAGAGAUGCAGCUCAUAGUCAUAUCUUAUGUUCAUCAGGGGAUGUACUCGAGUCGUUCUUUCCCGGCGGACAGGAGAUGGAUGCUCAAAGUAGCGGUCAAACCAACAUUACUGAUAACGGCACAACUCCUGAAGCUGUUCUCAGCUUAAUUUGCAAGGUCUCCCGAAGUAAAAAUUCUGUUUCUCACAAGUAUACAAUCAAUUGGACGGGCGCUGAACUCCAUUGCUACCCAUACAUAUUUGGUUUGCUGACAAGUUUUUUGGACAAGAUAACUUCCUAUAAGAUCUCUUCUGCGGAUACGUAUCCAUCUAGCCUUCCUGCAGACACAAAUACUCCAACAGAAAUUCCUCGGCUUGGGUUUGAACGGUUUGGAUUCUCAAACUUCAUUGAAAAUAGAUCUUGUGGCUCCAUUCCUCUGGACAAAUAUCCAUUUAUGACCAUUUACAAUUCUGGUUCUCUUGGUACCCUAGAUAGUUCUCUUUGUUAUUCUUCUUCUGACUGGAGGAAGUCAUUUAAGCUAAAGAAUAAAAAGGAUGGGACAGACAUAGGUCUGAACUGCGAAUGUGAGAGCUGUACUUUGCAACAAAACUGUGAUUGUCCUCUAAAUGAGCUUUCGUUCUCCAGAGGUCUUAGCCAGACCAGUCUCUUUAUAGUUGAUGUGCAUGUCUCCAACACCAAUGUGCAUUUCCAUGAUUCUUCGAGUGUUUUUGGGACUAUUAUACUGCCAGUAUCCAGAUACGUGCUUACCAUUUCAGACGAUUGUUUUGAUUUGGUUGCCACUGCCGAAGACUUGAUGCUGGAGUCAUCAUUGUUCACCAACUAUUUUGGCGGAUUUCUUUGGAGAGCUUCAUUAACAGAUGUCUCGCCGGUCUUGAACCUACGUGUAAGGAAGAGGAAUUUGGAGUCUUCUGGUUCUGAGCUUGAAGUGAGUAUUGGUAUUCAACACACAUGCUGCAUUUUGCCACCGGAAUAUCUGGCCAUUAUAAUUGGAUACUUCACGCUUCCUGAUUGGACUUCAAAGUCAGGCCUCCAGUCAUUGCCACAAGCUACUGAGUGCACUAAGGCUCAUUCUGAGCUUGCCAUUACUUAUAAAAUUGAGAUUCUGGACUCCACUGUGAUUCUUCCUGUAGAAAAUGACGACUGCCGGCAACUGAAAGUUGAUUUACAAGAGUUAUAUAUGAGCUUUAUUCUAGAGUGUGCUUUGAGCAAUGUGGUGCAGCACAUACCGGAGGAAUGUGUUAUUCCACGUAAUCAAGUAGCAGGGCGAACCGAUUGUAUAAACAUAUUUGGGCGGGACUUGUCGCUAUCAUUGCUUCUUUCGGAGAAUGGCAUAUCAACAUUCAAGAAGGAUUCCGUGUGCAGAAGUAUCACUCUGGCUGCCAGAUUUAUUGCUGACGCAUGGAUUAGAUUACCUUGUGAUCACGAUUCAUUAUCAGAUAUGGCAUGUGUUAUGUCAAGGGUUGAAGUUUGUGAAAUCGUUGCAGAUGAUUCAGAUUCCUUGGAUGGGUUUAAGGCAUUUCUUGAUGUGGUUGAUCAGCUUUCUUUAGUUGGUGAGGAAUCAAAUCUUUUCGUGUCUGAUGUUCCCCAGUUUCUUGAUACGAAGAUGCGUCUAAAGCAGGAGCCGGCAGUUGCACCCCUUGAAUCCCUCGCUAACUUUCUAAACUUCAGAUUUUUUGUCAAUCUUUUGAUGAUAAAACUGCAUCGGAAAGAUCUUGGAACACUGCUGUCCCAACCGGUGCUCCAGGCUGAUUUGAAAUUUGUUUGCUCUGGGGACCUUGAAAAUAAUUUUCCUACGAGCUUGGAUGUUCAAUGUUUCGAAAUUGGGCUUUAUUCAUUGCUGAGCUCAGUCAUGUUAGCUAGAUGCACCGAUGCAAAUGGGGGUCCUUCAGCGCUUAAAGUCAGAUUUAUGGCAGAGGUCGAAAAUGAAUAUAAACUCUGUUUUUCUAUCCCAUCCCUGGACAUCUGGUUACACUCUUCUGAUUGGAUUGAAGUUAUUGAGCUUCUUACAUCUUUUUCCCAGAAACUGGAAGACAGUAACUUAGAUAUGCAUGAUUCGAUUGAAGGGGUAAGGAAUGCUUGUGACAAUACAGAUGGGGUUUUGAGCGUGCAAUCUGGGGUAUCAGAGAACCCUUGUGAGGUUAUGGCAUUUGCUGCAAGAUCAGAGAUUAUUGGCGUCACGAUUUAUUUUCCUCUCUGCAUAAGCGACACAGAAUUUCCAGGGUUCAUGGCAGCUGACAUUCACGAGAGAUCUGAGGAAGAGCAUAUCAAAACCUUAAAAGGGAGAUACUGUAAAUAUGUCUCUGUCACUGCACUUAGUAGGAGCGGUGAACUCUCUAUUCUUGGGAGAGAUGUUAAACUGAGCAAUAAGAUUGAAAAGCUCAAUGGUAUUCUUGCAAUAUCCGGGAUUGAUACUGUCAGGUCUUGCUCUCUAUUUGGGGCGUCACAACUACUUGUAGAAACUAGUAUUCAGAUGGAUAAGAAGAAAAUCAUGAGCAUAGAUGUUGGGGUACUGUCUGACAAUGUAGAGAUGCAUGCAUCUCAUCAAGUAUUAUCUUUCUGGAACGGAGUUACAUUUGAUGCACCUGAGACGCCAUCUUCACCAAGUUUUCAAGGAAUCAUAAGUAUGAAAUUCCAGAUAAGAGAAGCGUCUCUUCUUUUAUCAGAUGGAAGGUGGGGAUGUAGCGGUCGGCUUCUUGAAGUUAUUGUGAGAAACUUUCUCCUGCAAGCUAAUCUUACCGAAAAUAAUGUGGAGAGUUUGAUUUCAUGUGACCUUGAAGUGAAUUAUAAUAAUAUGCACAAGGUAUUGUGGGAGCCUUUUAUUGAGCCCUGGAAUUUUGAUAUUAAAUUAUCCAGAAAAUUCGAGGCAAAUGCUUUGCUGAACAACGCUGGACUUACUGAAGUAAUUGUUGCAUCAUCAAAUCAGCUCAAUGUGAACUUAACGGAAUCUCUUUUUGAGUGCAUUUUCAGGAUAACUGAGAUGUUGAACACUUUGGAAUUGAUGGAAACAGAUGAUGUUCCUGACGAUAAGAGGUUGUCAGUUCACUGCACCGAGAGUACCAAUACAGAACGAUAUUCUCCCUAUGUACUUCAAAAUUUAACUUCUCUUCCUUUGGGGUUCGAAGUUUUCCAAGGACGUAAUUCACAUUUGCUCAAUAUGUCAGCUCCGGUGGCUCAGAAUAUUGUGCAACCCGGUUCCUCUGUUCCCAUAUAUCUCGAUAAUAGUGACACACUACUUAUCCCUGAUAGACGUCGAAGUCAUUUUGGUUGUUUUAGCUGCGAAUCUGGUGAUGCCACACACCAUUAUAUGAAGGUCCAACUUGAUGGAACAUCUUUUGCUUCUCCUCCUCAUUCAAUGGAUCGAAUUGGCCUUUCCUAUUUUGAGGUUGAUUUUUCCAAAACAUCCAAGUCUAGUAAUAAUGUUGGGAAAGCAAGUAAAUCUGGUUCUGGAAACAGCUUUGUUGUUCCUGUUGUGUUUGAGGUUUCAUUGCAUCAGCAGAGCAAGUUGAUACGAGUAUACUCAACAGUAAUAAUUUUGAACUCCACCUCCAUGCCUUUGGAACUUCGCUUUGAUAUUCCAUUUGGCGUCUCUCCGAAGAUUCUCGAUCCAAUCUUUCCUGGUCAAGAAUUUCCACUGCCUCUACACUUGGCUAAAUCUGGUCGUCUGCGGUGGCGUCCCCUGGGAGAUUCUUUUUUGUGGAGUGAAGCUCAUAGCAUCUCUAAAGUUCUUUCUCAAGAUAGCAGGAUAGGAUUUCGCCGAUCAUUUGCCUGUUAUCCAUGUCACCCUAGCCAUGAACCAUUUCGGUGUUGCAUAUCUGUUGAGAGUUCUAGCCUGCCAGCAUCAUUUGGCCGGGAGUUGCACGAUAUUGACCAAUCAAGGGAGCAAUUCAUUCAUCAAGUGACUUUAAGUACUCCAUUUGUUGUGAGCAGCUGUCUUCCAGAACCAAUAUCACUUUCUAUAGAAAGUGGUGGCAUCACCCAGACUGCAUCCCUUUCUGAGGGGGAGACUCCGUUCUAUCAUAUUGAUCCUUCACAUGACCUGGUCCUUGAGUUCAAAUUAAAUGGCUCUAGAUCAUCAUCUUUAAAGUUUCCACGCUCAGAAACUUUUAGCACGUUGGCUAAGUUCAGUGGAGGGAAGUUCUCUCAGACUGAAACUCUUUGCUUUGAUUCAUACCCCGAUGGUGGCUCCGUUUAUGUAUCUUGUGAGAAAACAAUGGAUGUAACAUGUGGGGCACGGGAAGUAUUCAUCUUUGUCCCAUUUCUAUUGUAUAACUGCACUGGGACUCCUCUGAUUGUUUCGGACUGCACCAAUGAAGCCAAAGCUUACAGCGUAAUUCCAUCCUGCUACAACCUUGUUGAGCAACAUUUUGUUCAGAGUCAAAAAGUUGGUCUUGGCAUUUUGACUUCUGAUAAAGAUUUGCUAGAUAAAUUUCCAAAUGCGGAUUCCCCUUCUAGUCCUUCUUCAUCGGAGUGCAGCAAUACUACAUCCAGUAUUGAGAGAUUUCUGGAUAGACAUGCGACUCCAUCGACUCGGCAAGUCCCUUUAGCAUAUCCAAAAGACUCGGCAACUGUUCGCAAGCGAAGUCUUUCUUCAAAAAGUCUAAGGGAGGUGUGCUUCCAAGGUAAUGAGCCUGGCAAAGUAAAGGCAUGCAUUUAUUCACCGUGCCCUAUUUCCAGAGCCAGUGACAGCAGUAUCCGUGUCAAAAAGGACCUGCCAGGGUCAGAUAAUUCAGAUAGCCCACACUCUCUGUGGUCUGCUCCAUUUCCUCUUGUUCCACCUGGUGGUUCAACAAAUAUAGUUGUCCCACAACCACAUCCUGGUGAAUCAUCUUUGUUAUCUGUUACGUGUUCUAUUCUUGGUGGUGCAUUGGCAGGGAGAACGCAAGCAAUUACUUUCCAACCACGAUACAUCAUCUGUAACUCAUGCAGCCGGAACUUGUGCUACAAGCAGAAGGGGACCAAUUUAGUUUCUCAAUUGGCUGUUGGACAGCAUUCUCAGCUUCAGUGGGCAGAUACUACAAGGGAAUUACUAGUUUCAAUCCGUCUAAAUGAGCCUGGAUGGCAAUGGUCAGGCGGCUUCUUGCCAGAUCAUUUAGGUGAUACUCAACUGAAGAUUUGGAACUAUGUUAAUAAAGCUUUCAACAUGGUGCGGGUGGAAGUUCAGAAUGCCAAUAUGUCAAGCGGAGAUGAAAAGCUUCUAGGGAGUGUCCAUGGAAAUGUCGGGACAAACUUUAUUCUAUUAUCAGAUGAUGACAUGGGCUAUAUGCCUUACAGGAUUGAUAAUUUCUCGAAUGAGAGGCUGAGGGUUUAUCAACAAAAAUGUGAAACUUUUGAUACCAUAGUUCAUCCUUACACGUCUUGCCCAUAUGCUUGGGAUGAACCGUGUUACCCUCAUCGUUUGACCAUUGAGGUGCCUGGAGAUCGUGUUAUAGGCUCUUAUGCAUUUGAGAUAACUAGACAACCUAUUACAGUGCACUUGCGCUCCACCCCUGAGAAACCUGAAAGGACAUUGCUGCUAUCUAUCUGUGCUGAAGGAGCUACAAAGGUUUUCAGAAUUGUAGAUUCAGGCCAUCACACCAUGAAAGAUAUAAAGGAAACGUUUAACUCUAAAUUCCAUGAGAAGGGAAAGCAAAAGCUUCAAACGGAUAAUAUCAUCCGUUACACUGAGAAGUUCUUGCUUGUCCUGCCAAGCAUUGGUAUUUCUUUGGUUAAUUCUCAUCCACAGGAACUGGUUUACGCUUGUGCGUCAAAUGUUGUGUUUGAUCUGAGUCAAAGUGUAGAUCAGCAGAAGCUUUCCUUUCAUAUCUCUUCAUUACAGAUAGACAACCCACUUCACAAUUCUUCGUAUCCUGUCAUAUUGUCAUUCAAUGAUGACCACAGAAGCAUUCCUAUCGAUUGGGGUAUUAAGGAUAAAGCAAGAUUUUUUGAAUCUGUUGAGCAACUUAGGAGUAAUACCCGUGAUGUUGUACUCUACAUUGGCUUAGCAAAGUGGCGGAAGAAAGAUGUUUCAUUAGUUUCUUUCGAGUACAUAAAUAUAAGGAUUGGUGAAUUUGGACUUGAGCUCGAGCUACAAACACUACUAUCCUUGUUGGAGUUCGUAAAAGCAGUGCUUCCUAAUUCUCAGGCUAGGCUCUUGCCUCUCUCAGAUCCAACAGUACAUCCUCUGAUUUAUGACACUGGUUCCAAAGAAAUAAGUUUGGACGAUGCUCCACCACAUGCAAGAAACAUUCCUGUAUUUAACAAAAGCCAGAGAAGCACUGUAUCUCUACCUAUAGUGGUUCCGAUAGGAGCUCCUUGGCAGCAUAUUCACUUGUUGGCUCGAAGACACAGGAAACUUUAUGUUGAAACAUUCGACUUAACUCCUAUUAAGUUUACAUUAAGCUUCUGCAGUGCUCCCUGGAUGCUUAGGAAUGGCAUUCUUACUUCAGGGGAGUCCCUUAUCCAUAGAGGUCUUAUGGCUCUUGCCGAUGUCGAGGGUGCUCGAAUACAUCUCAAGCAAUUGACAAUUGCUCAUCACAUGACUAGUUGGGAAUCAUUUCAGGAGAUCCUUGUUGGGCACUAUACCCGUCAAAUUCUUCAUGAGAUGUACAAGGUGUUUGGCUCUGCUGGCGUUAUUGGUAAUCCCAUGGGGUUUGCGAGGAAUGUUGCGGUUGGAAUCAAAGAUUUCCUGUCUGCUCCCAGCAGGAGUGUCUCAAAAAGCCCCGCAGGAAUUAUUCAAGGAAUGGCUCAUGGAACAACGAGUCUCUUGAGUAGCACUGUUUAUGCUUUAAGUGACGCUGCCACUCAAUUUAGUAAAGCUGCACACAAGGGUAUUGUUGCAUUUACCUUCAGUGAACAUGACGUUGCAAGGAUGGAAAAGCAGCAAUUGGGCGAAGGAUCACGUAGCAAAGGAGUUAUAGGUGAAGUGUUUGAGGGACUCACUGGUCUCCUUCAAUCACCUAUAAGAGGAGCUGAGAAAUAUGGUCUUCCAGGGGUCAUAUCAGGAAUGGCUUUGGGGAUUACUGGAGUUGUGGCCAGACCAGCGGCUAGUAUCCUUGAGGUAACUGGAAAAACCGCACAGAGUAUCAGAAACCGAAGCCGGAUUCAUAACAUAAGAUUCCAAAGGCAUAGGCUUCGCCUUCCCAGGCCUCUGAGCAGAGAACAACCUCUAAGGCCUUACUCAUGGGAAGAAGCGGUCGGGACAGCAGUACUUACGGAGUUUGGAGAUGCCCUGAAGUUCAAAGGCGAGACGCUGGUCAAAUGCAAAGCACUCAAGCAAGAAGGAGCUUUCGUUGUAAUCACAGGGAGACUGGUAUUGGUUCUAAGCAGCCCCAGCUUGGUAGAUUUUGGCAAACCGGGAUUCCUCGGAGUUCCAAUAGAUUUGGUGUGGAAUAUCGAAAGAGAGAUCGGUUUGGAGAGCGUGAUACACACAGACUGCAGCGGCGGAGUUGUCCGCAUCAUAGGAAGCAAUUCAGAUGGUGUAUGGAACUGGAGACAGAACCAGCAAAAGAAGAGUAGUCCGAGCAGGAAACGAUGGAACGAUGCUUCAGCUCAGCCGCUUCUCCAGACCAACUUAGAGUUUACAUCCGAGGAAGAAGCAGAAGAGUUGCUGAGUGUGUUGUUAUCCACUAUUGAAACUGGGAAAAGCAGGAGCUGGCAUAGUCAGUUUGUUUUAAGUAGAAGCAACAUUAGUUAAACCAGAAGUUGCUUAACCGAGUGAAUAGAAUACAGAACUUGGACACUGUACAUGAGAGAGGUUUUGUAAAACUAUAAGCAACGGUCUUUAGGUCUAACUCGCUGCAGCUGUGUUUUGGGCCUUUUGGCUAUAAAUGCACCAUUUUUAGUUGUGGGUGUGAAUUUCAAUAUUUUUGAAAAUUUCGUUGUGUUGCUAACUGCUUUGUUAUUUUUUAAGACAAUAUUUUCAUUGUUAAAUGCAAAAACUAAUAAUAAAAUAUUAUAGAGAUUA
This is a messenger RNA of Brassica rapa (field mustard), 11963 nucleotides long. RefSeq lists its product as uncharacterized. Gene Ontology annotation, biological process: protein targeting to vacuole; protein retention in Golgi apparatus. The record is from RefSeq and is a predicted model, not a curated record. NCBI's taxonomy places the organism in Eukaryota, Viridiplantae, Streptophyta, Magnoliopsida, Brassicales, Brassicaceae.